AUCACAACGCUGUUCUCACCAAGGAGCUGGUCCUGCCAAAGCCUCACCAAGAUGUUGUGCUACCAACAGCAGUGCUUCCCUCCUCUCUGCCAGGAACCCAUCCCCGUUAAGUGCCCCCCCAGGUACCCUGCCAGGCACCCGCUGGUGACCAGCUGGCAGUCGGCGCAGUGCAUCCCGCAGUAUGUGACCCCCUGCGUCCCCCGGCAGCGGUUUCUGUCCUCCAGCUUCUCCCAGCAGCAGUGUGUGACCCAGUGUGUGCCACGGCAACAGUAUGCAACCAAGUGCGUGCCGCAGCAACAGCGUGUGAGCCAGCUCAUCCCACCACAGCCGUGUGCACCUAGGUGUGUGACAACCUGUGUGCCACAGCAGCAGUAUAUCACCCCAUGCGUGUCGCAGGAGCCUUGCAUGACCAAGUGUGUGCCGCAGCAGCAAUGUGCAACCAAGUGCACGCCUCAACAGUGUGCAACCAAGUGCGUGACCACCUAUGCCACCCAGCAGCAGUGUGCGACCAAGUGCAUCCCGCAGCAGCAGUGUGCCACCAGGUGUGUGACCACGUGUGUGCCACAGCAGCCAUUCCUGACCAAGGGCAUCCCCCAGCAGCAGUGUACGACCAAGUGCGUCCCGCAGCAGUGUGUGACCACCUACUCCCCACAUCAGCAGUGCGCCACCAGGUGUGUGACCACAUGUGUGCCGCAGCAGCGUGCGACCAAGUGUGUCUCACAGCGCUACGUGACCACUUGUGCCCCGCAGCAGUGUGCCACCAAGUGUGUCCCGCAGCAGUGUGCCACCAGGUGCGUGACCACGUGUGUGCCACAGCCGUGUGAGACCAAGUGUGCAACCAUCUGUGUCCCACAGCAGUGUACGACCAAGUGUGUCCCACAGCAGCAGUGUGUGACCAAGUGUGUCCCGCAGCAGUGUGCAACCAACUGUGUCCCGCAGCAGUGUGCCACCAAGUGUGUCCCACAGCAGUGUGCGACCAAGUGUGUCCCGCAGCAGUGUGCCACCAAGUGUGUCCCGCAGCAGUGUGCAACCAAGUGUGUCCCACAGCAGUGUGCGACCAAGUGUGUUCCACAGCAGCAGUGUACGACCAAGUGUGUCUCACAGCAGUGUGCCACCAAGUGUGUCCCGCAGCAAUGUGCAACCAAGUGUGUCCCACAGCAGUGUGCGACCAAGUGUGUUCCACAGCAGCAGUGUGCGACCAAGUGUGUCCCACAGCAGUGUGCCACCAAGUGUGUCCCACAGCAGCAGUGUACAACCAAGUGUGUCCCACAGCAGUGUGCGACUGAUUGUGUCCCACAGCAGCAGUGUCAGUCAGGUGGAGUAAAAAUUUCAAGUCACUCUAAAAAGUACUGCUCUGCAUCAAAAUGGCCCUGGUAAAAAGGAGCGGGGGAAAGGAAGGUCCUUGGAAAAACAGCGAGGUAUGGCUUUGGGGCAGGAUUAUUUAUCUCCUUGUGUCACCUGCCGACUACUUGCUAUUGCUUAAUUCUGCUUUAUCUCUGUUUUCCAGUACUUCCCCUGUAGCUCAGCUCUAUUUUGGGCCAGGGUAUGAUAUUAUUUCUAUGGUUGCGCUCCAGGUGUCUGUGGCUUAUUCCUUAGUCUGCUGCAAGAAAUAGUUCGGUGGGAUGUCAUUAAAUUCUCACCUAAUUGAAAUUAAUAGAGGUUUCAAAAGAAAAAAAAAUGUCUAAGGAGUCCAGCUGACAACAGCAUCAAGAGGACUGGCGGUGCGGCCGGCGGAGGGCUGUCACCAGGUUUAGUCCUGGUCGAGACAAUGCCUGGGUUGACCUGUAAUCCCCAAGGCUGCAAGUUCUCCAAAAGAGCUGUUUUCACUCACAGAUUUGGAAGCCAAAUGUAAAUUUGCUAAGCAAACAGUAUACGAGUCUUGUUCCAACAGCCUUCGUUUCGGAAGGUGGCCAGAAGUCCCUGCUGACUCUGCACUGACUUCAGUGGAGUCCCUAAACCAGGCAGGGUUUCUGGCUCGGUGAAGUUGGUCCUGCUGAAAUUUUAUCCAUGAAAGUUUUUAUUCACUUGGUUGCUUUGAUUAAUAUGGAAAACACAGCCUGAAACAAAACAAAGUCUUUGAAAUGACACUGAAAGUUGUAGCGCUACUCUUUUAUAAAUGUUGGAGAU
Molecule: messenger RNA, 2127 nt
Organism: Cygnus atratus (black swan)
Lineage: Eukaryota; Metazoa; Chordata; Aves; Anseriformes; Anatidae
Product: keratin-associated protein 10-6-like
Exons: 2
Coding region: 52-1377 (441 amino acids)
Source: RefSeq, a predicted model, not a curated record